This is a messenger RNA of Ascochyta rabiei, 759 nucleotides long. RefSeq lists its product as uncharacterized. NCBI's taxonomy places the organism in Eukaryota, Fungi, Ascomycota, Dothideomycetes, Pleosporales, Didymellaceae. The transcript has a single exon. The record is from RefSeq and is a predicted model, not a curated record. The coding region runs from base 1 to 759 and encodes 252 amino acids.
AUGCGUUCAACAACUUUGACCUCGCUUCUUGCAGCGCUCACCCUCACCACCGCCCAACAGAUCAACAUCGACGCAGCGCAAAGCGUUCCCGUCCCAAAUCUGUCCAUCGACCUUCUCGCCGCCCCACCAGCCGUUACCUACGAUGCCGCAAGCGCAGCAUUGUCUAUCGCAGCCGCCGCAGCUGCAGGCGAAUCACCAGCCAUCUUAAAGCGCCAGGACAAUUCGACCUGCACGAACCGCACCUUAGGCGCAGGACCAGUCCCCACCACCGACACCGCGCCUGCCUUCCUGAGCUACGCGCCCUUCGCCGACUUCGCAAAGAACGCAACAACACCCACCAACUACACGCAGGCCUUCAGCAACUUGCACGCCUCCACGACCGCCAAGACGUACUUGGGCCUUGCCGAGCUGAGCGUCUACGACACAGCCAACUGCUCUGCCCAGUGCGACGCGCAGACAGGGUGCACAGCGAUCAACCUCUUUUUCGAGCGGUCGCCGACGCUGAACCUAGCUUCAGCAUGCCCCAACCCGCCGAGCAGUACGCUCAUCAAGUGCGUGUUCUGGGGCGAUGCGGUGACCAAGGCAAACACCGUCAAUAGCGGAUUCACGGAGCAGGGGUUUGUGGUUGCUAUCGCGGGGAGCAACGGGUAUAACAAGGGCCAGGCGGUGCAGGAUGCUAAGAAGAGCGGGGGCGCUCGACUUGAAAUCACCGCUCUCGGGCUCGGGUUGGUGGGCUUGAUCAUGGCAGUUGGGUUCUGA